Molecule: messenger RNA, 3279 nt
Organism: Drosophila navojoa
Lineage: Eukaryota; Metazoa; Arthropoda; Insecta; Diptera; Drosophilidae
Gene: fs(1)h
Product: female sterile (1) homeotic
Biological process (GO): chromatin remodeling; regulation of DNA-templated transcription
Cellular component (GO): chromatin; nucleus
Source: RefSeq, a predicted model, not a curated record
UUUAUAUAUGCAUAUAUAAAUAUAUAUAUAUACAUCAAGAACAAUGUCAUCCAACGAACCACCGCCACGCUAUGAGCCCCCUGUGGAGCCCAUCAAUGGUAUUGUACAGCCGCCGGUUGUGCCGCCACAGGACCGACCGGGACGGAAUACAAAUCAAUUGCAAUAUUUGAUUAAAACAGUCAUGAAGGUCAUUUGGAAACAUCAUUUCUCGUGGCCCUUUCAACAGCCGGUCGACGCCAAGAAACUGAACCUGCCCGAUUAUCACAAGAUAAUCAAACAGCCAAUGGACAUGGGUACGAUUAAGAAGCGAUUGGAGAACAACUACUAUUGGUCGGCGAAGGAGGCCAUUCACGACUUCAAUACCAUGUUCACCAAUUGCUAUGUGUACAAUAAGCCCGGCGAGGAUGUUGUUGUGAUGGCCCAAACGCUGGAGAAGGUAUUUCUGCAGAAGAUCGAAUCGAUGCCCAAGGAGGAGAUCGAGCUGGAGCCUGUCACGGCCAAGGGCGGCAAAAAGAAGCAACGUGCACCGGCCACAUCCAAGGCAGCCAACAGUAGUGCCAGUGGGCUAUCUGCCAUCUCAUCGGGCAGCGGUGCCGGCAGUGGUGUUGGCAGCUCUAGUGCAGCGACAGCAACAGCGACCAGCACAUCGACAACAGCCGGUGGGAAGGCAGCGCAAUCCUCACAGCUGACCCAGAUGAGCGGCCUGUCGCAGUCAUCUGGAGCGGGCGUCUCGACGCCAACGUCAGCGGCCGCACAGGCGGCAGCAGCGGCUGCCCUUCAAGCAGCAGCUGCUGCGGCAGCCGCAGCAGCAGCCAACGCCCGGCCAGUCUCCGCCAUGGGCGGCACGGUUUCAUCAACAGCCGGAGGCGUUACACCGUCCAUACCACCGAUAAGCACAAUGCCGCCGCAUACGGUGCCAGGCAGCACGAAUACAACGACCACUGCGGCGAUGGCAGCGGCAGCGGCUGCAGCAGCGGGUGCGGGGGCGGGGCCGGGCGCAACAAACGCAGCCGUGCUCAAUGCGGCCAUGGCCAGCCUACUGAAUCCUGCGCAAAGCGGCGGCGGCAACAGCUAUGGUGCAGCCGGCCCACAGACAUCGAUCAACAACAGCUCCCUGCUCGACGCCAAUGCGGCGACAACAGCUGCGGCGGUCGCCCAAGCACAGGCGGCAGCAGCGGCCGCUGUCGCAGCAGCUGCCCUGGACGGCACCGGUGGUGUGACAAUACCAUCGGCCGCAGUCAAUGCAGCCAAUGCGGUGCAAGCGUACGUGAAUAGUACGGCGGGCGUCGGUGUUGGGGUUGUGGAUGCGGUGAUACCCCCACAGCAGCCGGCCAAAAUGAAGAAGGGCGUCAAGCGGAAGGCGGACACAACGACGCCGACGGCGAAUGCCUUUGAAUCGCCCUACGCCCAAAUGGACGCCAAGGCGGCCAAAAUAGCGACGCGGCGGGAAUCGAAUCGUCAGGUAAUUGGCAAAAAGGAUCUUACAUUCCAGGGCUCGGGCUAUCCAAUGUCACCAUUGGGUGUCGCUGGUGUGCCUGGUCUGGUUGCCGGCGGUGCCAUUGGGGGCGUUGCUGGUGCCAAAUCGAAGGAGAAACUAUCGGAUGCACUUAAAUCAUGCAAUGAGAUACUCAAGGAGCUGUUCUCCAAAAAGCACUCCGGCUAUGCCUGGCCCUUCUACAAGCCCGUCGAUGCUGAGCUGUUGGGGCUGCACGACUAUCACGAUAUCAUCAAGAAGCCCAUGGAUCUGGGCACCGUUAAGCGUAAAAUGGACAAUCGCGAAUAUAAGAGCGCGCCGGAAUUUGCGGCCGAUGUGCGAUUAAUAUUCACCAAUUGCUACAAAUACAAUCCGCCAGAUCACGAUGUCGUUGCGAUGGGACGCAAGCUGCAGGAUGUCUUUGAGAUGCGAUACGCGAAUAUACCCGAUGAGCCCGUUGCGAAUGCGGCGCAUCAUCAUCACGGCUAUUCGAGCACGUCAAAGCAUGAUGCCAGCGAUUCAUCCAGCGAGGAAUCCAGCGAUUCGGAAAACGAAUCCAAUUCGGAUGAGGAGCGCAGUGCCAAGCUGAAGAUGCUCGAAUCGAAGCUGCUCGGUCUCCAGGAGGAGAUACGCAAGCUGGUGGAGGAGGCGUCCGCUAAAAAGAAGGCUAAGAAAAAGCUCAAGGAGAAGAAGAAGAGCAUGGGCCAGGGCAGUGGCAGCGCCGCCGGUGGUGGCAGUGGUGCUGGCGGCGCCGGUGGCCAUCAUCCGCAUGCGGCCAGCGCUGGCAAUGCCAGCCAUGGCGGCGUCACAUUGCCCGCCAAUGUGGCUGGACUGAAUGCUGGCGGUGCGGCGGGCGCCAAUUUGUCGGCCCUGUUGAGCAGCUCGCUGGUGGGUGCCGGCGGUGUGGGCGUGGCUGGCGGAGUACCCGGCGCGCCAUCGCUGCAGCACGUCCACGACGUGGCCAUGGCGAUUAGCCAGCUGACGGGCGGCGGUGCCGCUGGCGGAGCGGGCUAUGCGGCCGGCGUCAAUUCAGCGGGCGUGGCGGCUGGCGGAGGCAAGGCGGCGGCCGGUGCAUUGGCGGGCGCACUGGCAGCUGGGGCGGCUGCCGGUGCCGGCAGUGCAGGCGGCGGCAGCGGCAGCGGUGGCAGUAAAGGUGCUAAGGUCAAGGGACAGCGCGGCGGCAAGGGCGGCGCAGGCGUUGCUGCCGGCAAUGCAGCGAGCGGUGCGGCUGCUGGUGCGGCUGGCAUUGGAGCGGGUGGCGCCUCAGCCGGUGGCGGCAGCGGUGCCGGCGGCGGUGGCAGCGGCGCCAGCAACAGUGCGAAACGCACCAAGAGCAGCAGCAACGCCAGCGCUGGAGCUGGCGCCAAUGCCGGUGGUGCCAGCGGCGGUGCCGGUGCCCGUGGCAGCAGCAAAAAGAAGCCCAGCCAGGUGAUGAACUUUGAUUCCGAGGAGGAGGACACCGCCAAGCCAAUGUCCUACGAUGAGAAGCGACAGCUCUCCCUAGACAUUAACAAGUUGCCAGGCGACAAACUGGGACGUGUGGUACACAUCAUACAAAAUCGUGAGCCAUCGCUGCGCGACUCGAAUCCGGAUGAGAUUGAGAUCGAUUUCGAGACACUGAAGCCGUCGACGCUGCGCGAGCUUGAAAGCUAUGUGGCGUCGUGUUUGCGCAAAAAAACACGUAAGCCAUAUUGUAAGUUUGUAACUAAACCGAGACCACAAGAACAAAAUCAAGAACAAAAUCAAGAACAAAAUCAAGAACAAAAUCAAGAACAAAUUCAAGAACAAAAUCAAGAACAAAUUCA